Molecule: messenger RNA, 330 nt
Organism: Necator americanus (New World hookworm)
Lineage: Eukaryota; Metazoa; Nematoda; Chromadorea; Rhabditida; Ancylostomatidae
Exons: 1
Coding region: 1-330 (109 amino acids)
Source: RefSeq, a predicted model, not a curated record
AUGAUGCAAGCCAAGAAGAAGAAGUAUGACGUCAUCGGACUGAACAAGAAAAGACGACGUCACCCACAGAACACCGUUUAUGAAACUGGAGAAGAACUGUUCCUGGGAAAAUGCGACAGUAGAGCUGUUGGUGGAGUUGGCGUCCUCAUCAACACAAGUAUGGCAAAGAACAUCGACUCUUUCGAACAACAUACGACCCGAAUCGGACGUCUACGGAUGAGAAGAUGUGGUCCAACACCAGCUUUGACUAUCUUCGUUGCUUACGCUCCAACAUCAAGCUACGAAGAAGAAGUCGAAGCUUUCUAUAUAGACCUGGAGAAGUUCUACUGA